Molecule: messenger RNA, 1392 nt
Organism: Macroventuria anomochaeta
Lineage: Eukaryota; Fungi; Ascomycota; Dothideomycetes; Pleosporales; Didymellaceae
Product: 6-phosphogluconolactonase
Exons: 1
Coding region: 101-1288 (395 amino acids)
Molecular function (GO): protein binding; 6-phosphogluconolactonase activity
Source: RefSeq, a predicted model, not a curated record
GGACGAUCGCGGUGAUUACGAGUAAGGAAUAAAUGUCGUACUUAUAGCGAGCGCUUCCCCACGGUGUGCAGACACUGCUCUUGCAACUUUCGCGACCGACAUGUUGCUGACACAGUCAUUAUUGAUCCCACUCUUUGGCGGAGCUGCGGCUGCGGCGAAUCUGUACACGGCGCACUACUCCGGGACUAUAAGUCACCUCUCUUUCAACAAUAACUCGUUGACACUGGUGAGCGCGGAAAAGACAGGGCAGACACUGCCCAGCUGGAUCACCUACGACGCCGCAGGCAAGAAGCUGUACAUCCCCGAUGAGAACUUCGUGGACCCAACGAGCAAUGGAGUCCUGGUCUCGUACUCCGUCGACGCUAAUGGCGCACUGACCAAAACUGGAAACACAACUACUCCUCGGGGUGGAGUCGCAACAGUCCUGUACGGUGGAAAAGAUGGCAAGGGUUUCAUCGCCAAUGCACACUAUCACACCGCGCAGGUGUCGACGUACAAAUUACCUCUGAAAGAUGGCAAGCCGCUCCAGCUGUUGAACUACACGCUGGAUGGUCCUGGCGCGGAUCCAGAUCGUCAGGAGGCGCCACACCCGCAUCAAGUUCUUGUCGAUCCAACGGGCAACUUCUUGCUCGUCACCGAUCUUGGUUCUGACAAGAUACACAUCAACAAGAUCGACAAGAAGUCUGGCAAGCUGACCAAGUGCCCUUCUACAACAACAUUCUACGGCGCUGGUCCUCGCCAUGCAGCUUUCUGGACACCUGCGUGCUCUAAGUCAAGUCUCGCACAGGGCAAGGGCACUGUCCUUUACGUCGCCAACGAGCUCUCGAAUACCGUGACUGGAUGGAGUGUGUCGUACCCUCACGAAGGUUGCCUGAAACUGACUCAGAAGCAAAUCAUCACUCCGUAUAAGGGCAACAGCUCUGCACCUGAAGGAGCAAGCCUUGGAGAGAUCCGAGUCCAAGGCAACUUUCUAUACACUUCGAACCGAGGCGACCAGUCUUUCCAGCCCUAUGAUUCUCUUACUCAAUACACCAUCGCAGCCAACGGUUCGAUUGCCUGGACAGACCUGACCUCCUCCUACGGCCUACUUCCGCGUAGCUUCGAGAUCAAUAAGGCUGGAGACUAUGUUGCGAUUGGUGAUCAGAAUUCGGAUAAUGUGGCCAUUGUGAAGCGCGACACUACCACUGGAAAGCUGGGAGCUCUUGCUGGGAACUUGACUGUCACCGGCCCAUCAGAUCCCAACUCUGGCAAUCCAGUGGGUCUGAACACGGUCAUCUGGGCGGAGUAGUAGCUCUUGUCAGAGAGGCGUGCGUGAUGGUUAGAUGAGCUUAGAUAAAAAUCAGAUGUAAUAAAUUUUGGGAAGUCUGGUACGAUCGCGACUAACAUAAAGAG